UGGGGACUGCUUUUCUCUAGUCCUCUAACUCCAUCCUCCAUCUGCCCACCAUGAGUCGGCAGCUGAACCUCAAGGCUGGUGGUGACAAGGGUGGCUUCAGUGGGCACUCGGCAGUGGUGCUCAGGAAGGCUGUGGGCAGCGCAGCCUCUCACCACGCAGCUGGCAAAGGAGCUGGUGCUGGUUUCGGCAGUCGGAGCCUCUACAGUUUUGGGGGGAAUCGAUGUGUUUCCUUCAAUGUGGCUGGUGGCGGUGGUCGCACCGGAGGUUAUAGCUUUGCGCCUGGCUCCGGGUAUGGCAGGGGGCGAGCCACUGGCUUUGCAGGCAGCAUGUUUGGCAGCGUGGCCCUGGGGCCUGUGUGCCCAUCCAUGUGCCCACCUGGGGGCAUCCACCAGGUCACCAUCAACAAGAGCCUCCUGGCCCCCCUUAACGUGGAGCUGGACCCCGAGAUCCAGAGAGUACGCGCCCAGGAGCGGGAGCAGAUCAAGGCUCUGAACAACAAGUUCGCCUCCUUCAUCGACAAGGUGCGGUUCCUGGAGCAGCAGAACCAGGUGCUGGAGACCAAGUGGGAGCUGCUGCAGCAGCUGGACCUGAGCAACUGCAGGAAGAACCUGGAGCCCAUCCUCGAGGGCUUCAUCAGCAACCUGCGCAAGCAGCUGGAGGCGCUGUCCGGGGACAAGGUGAGGCUGGACUCAGAGCUGCGGACCACGCGGGACGUGGUGGAGGACUACAAGAAGAGGUAUGAGGUGGAGAUCAAUCGGCGCACGGCUGCUGAGAAUGACUUUGUGGUGCUCAAGAAGGAUGCAGACGCAGCCUAUGCGGUCCAGGCGGAGCUCCAGGCCAAAGUGGACUCUCUAGACAAAGACGUCAAGUUCCUCAAGUGUUUGUAUGACGCGGAGUUGGCCCAGAUCCAGAACCACGCUGCCGAGACUUCUGUCAUCCUGUCCAUGGACAACAACCGUGAGCUGAACCUGGACAGCAUCAUCGACGAGGUCCGCGCCCACUAUGAGGAGAUUGCCCUGCGGAGCAAGGCCGAGGCCGAGGCCUUGUACCAGACCAAGAUCCAGGAGCUGCAGCUGGCGGCCAGCCAGCACGGCGACGACCUCAAACACACCAAGAACGAGAUGUCAGAGCUGAACCGCCUCAUCCAGAGGAUCCGGUGUGAGAUUGCCAACGUGAAGAAGCAGUGCUCCAACUUGGAGACGGCCAUCGCCGACGCCGAGCAGCGGGGGGACAGCGCCCUGAAGGAUGCCCGGGCCAAGCUGGACGAGCUGGAGGGCGCCCAGCAUCUGGCCAAGGAGGAGCUGGGCCGGAUGCUGCGGGACUACCAGGAGCUCAUGAGCCUGAAGCUGGCCCUGGACGUGGAGAUCGCCACCUACCGCAAGCUGCUGGAGGGCGAGGAGUGCAGGAUGUCUGGUGAGAAUCCAUCCUCCGUGAGCAUCUCCAUCAUCAGCAGCAGCAGCGGGAGCAGCUACAGCCACCGCCCUGGCCUUACAGCCGGCGCCGAUCUCGGGGCCAGUGGCUCCAGCACCGGCCGAGGUGGGCAGACCAAGACCAGAGGGACUCGAGCAGGGGACCUCAAGGACUCCCAGGACAAGGGUGCCCCGGUCCGGAAAGCCAUCCGAUAA
Molecule: messenger RNA, 1625 nt
Organism: Talpa occidentalis (Iberian mole)
Lineage: Eukaryota; Metazoa; Chordata; Mammalia; Eulipotyphla; Talpidae
Gene: KRT74
Product: keratin 74
Exons: 9
Coding region: 51-1625 (524 amino acids)
Biological process (GO): intermediate filament organization; keratinization
Cellular component (GO): keratin filament
Molecular function (GO): structural constituent of skin epidermis
Source: RefSeq, a predicted model, not a curated record